GUUCGACCAAAUUUUAUUUUAUUUUUCUUUUCUUUUCUUAUUUUUUCAAUCUUUUCUGUAGGCUAACCUACAACUAAACUAAGGCUCUUAUUUUUCCUGCAUCUAUCCUUUUGCAUUCUUCUAACUUUACAAAUAAUUUUCACAUCCACGUGGUAUGUUGGUUUGAUUAAGACCAUAAAGCCCUCGGUCACAACACUCUUAGAGGGAAUUCCACGUUCGUUUUGGAAGAAGAGUGAUAUUUCUGAGCCAUAAUAUAUGUCAGUAUAUUCAUUCGUGUCUGGCCUGAAGCAGCUCCAAUGCAUCCACCACGUCGUUCAUGUUUGGGGCACUGCGUAGUGAUUUUGGCAGCUCUCAGUGCUCCACCGACUGAGUAUUAUUGACCUUCGAUACGAGGAUACAUCAUACGGAGAGUUUUUUUGCCUUUGGUGGUCAGGUGAGGACUGAAGUCGACCAAACAGAGUUGCAGAGCACAUAAACAAGGGUUUAGGGGUCUGCGACACGGUGAUCCGGCAGCCGUGGCGAUGGACGGAUGCCGUUUGAUUUUGAUUUGGCUUUCCAAUGAUGGGAGCCUUACCAUUGAAUGAGACUUCUCCAGUUAUCAGGGCACACAUGAAAUCCAUAUUUGCUUUGGAUGAAAAGCCACAUAUUCACAGAAGAAAAACACAGGUGGGAAUGGCUUUCUGGUUGGUUACGGCACAGAGGGAAAGUGUUUGGAGAUUUGAUGAAAGAAAAGGGAUUUGUAAGCUCCUCCAGCACCAUGAGCCGAUGAACCAUUGCCUAUUGCCGAUUUUCCAUUUGAUAAAAUGCCAAAGAAAAGCUGAUGAACCAUUUGCCAAUUUUCCGUUUGAUGAAAUGCUUGGCCAAAUCCUCCAUCACCAUGAGCAAGUCUAUUGAACUUUUAAGGGCAUCUAUGCAGCAUGUUGGGUUAUACUUCUUUGACAUUUUUGCAGCAGCAUGUUGGGUUGUUACUUCUUUGACCGAUCUUCCAUGGUUCAUUUGACAGACAACCUUUUGGAACCACUUUCUAAGGGUAUGCAACUUUAAUUUCAACCCUUUGAGCUGCCAAUACCUUCUCACUUGAGCCUCCGAUGCCUGGAUUCAUUCCAUUUCUCACCUCUACAACAGACUAAUAUUGGCAGCCUGUGUCGGCUUUAUCUGGACUGAAAGAAACAAUAGGAUCUUCAAGGGUAAAUCUUCCACCACUUGGAACAUAAUCAGUUGCAUUACAGAUACAAUCAAGCUUAGAUUUCAUACUCGUUCCUUCAAAGAUAACAGAGCAGCUAGACAACUUGCAGCAACGUGGCGUCUUCCGAGCUUCACCAUUAGACUACCAAGGAAGCCUCCAGAUCUCUCAGAAUGGUUCAAUCCCUUUGCUCAGUGUUUCUGUCUUUGCUAGCUGCUGGUUAUUGUUUGUUGUAGUUUUCAACUGUUUUGGCCACAAGCCUCUGGUUGAUCCCCUAUUCUGGAGCUGUUUGGACGCUCUUUCAUAUAUAUAUUAUGACUUCACCUCCCCCAAAAAAAUAAAAAAUAAAUUACAAUUGUUUUUGCAUUGACCGCUUCAUUAAUUAUAUUGUGCUUGAUACAUUCAAUUUGGUAGUAAUACAUUAAUCAUCACAGUUCAUCUACUAGUUCCUGCAAGUCCUCCAUGUCUAAUUUUUCAGCAUUGGCGCUGUCUUGCAACUGGGGAAUGUUCACUUCCCCUAUCAGCCAGCAAACACUUAAUGUUUGUUUCUAUUUCAGGAUCAAUCUCUAAUUCCCCAUAAACGCAAGUGUACAAUCUGAUUCAGAGUGACACACUUCUAUGUGCACGAAUGAGUUGAGAGUAUUUUUUGAAAAAGAAAAUUAGUUAGGUACAUAAUUAGUUCUCUAUUGGGACAUUGUUACUAGAGGUGUAUGUAUUGUUUUAGACAGCGAUUAGCCCCUGACAUUAACGUUGAGAGAUUGAUCUUUUAAUUUCUUCUGUCUUAGUAGACAAGUGAUGUACUGGAUCAAACAUUUUAAGAGAGAAGGAAUUUGAUUGUUUUUUGGAACUAGAAAAAUUAAACAAAUAUCAUCUGAAUCUGGAAAUUUUGAUAUUUGCAGCACUCAUUUAAUUUAUUUUCUAAUAUGACACCUUGCUGGUAGAAACACAAAAGCUCCUUUAUAUUCUCCCUUUCAUGGGAAUUAUGGCUUCUAUUCUACUUUUAUAAUAUGGUUAGAUUACACUGACCUCCCCUGAGGUUUGGACAAAUUAUACACGGAUGAACCAUUCAAUAUUUAUUACUUUGACCUCCCUUGAGAAUUGGGGUGUGCUCAAUGACAACCGUAGCGUUUUUAGACCAAAUUUUAUAAAAUGACAAAUUUGCCCUUCCCUUGCAUAAAAUGCAAUACAAUAUAUUAUUAUAAUAUAAGGGCAAAAUUGACGUUUCAUACUCAAAGUCAUUUUUUGGCCGCCACCCACCGGUGAAUGAGUUUAGAAGAUGUCAAAGUAAUAAAUGUUGAAUGGUCUACCAGUGUGUUAUUUGUCCAAACCUGAAGGUCAGUAAUUUACCCUCAAUAAUAGCCCACUUCUACUUAUGGGCGUGACAGUGAACUAUCUUCUGACUGUAGGGAAUAAUUGUAAUGUUUGUGUUAUGUGUAUAUAUAUAUAUAUAUGUAAUUGUGUGUGUGUGUGUGUGUGGUGUGAAUUUAAAGGCAAAAGAAAAAGAGAAAAAAAAAAAUUCAAAAGUGGGUGGGACCCAUAACUUGUUUAAGUAUUAUGAGAUCACAUUUGGUCUCUGUUUUCCCAUCCUUUCUCUCUCCCGUCUCUGUCUUCCUCUCGGGUUUCUUUUUCUUUUUUUUUUUCACUUCAAGCUUCCAUUGUUGAUUUCUCCCUCAUUUCUUAGUGUUUUUAAGUGCCGUUUGCGUCAAAACGGAGAGCACAGCGAGCUCUACACGUGUGUACCAGCAAUUUCAGAUUUGAGCAACCUAGGGAGUCCGAAAAUCUUGACCCAUUUUGAGGGUUUGAGGUGAAAAUUGGGGCUUUUGGCUAAAAUUGAGGGCUCGGAAAAGAAGUGGCGGAUGACAAUCCCCCGCAAGCUUGAAGAAGAUUAGGAGUUGUAUUUUGUUAUCUUUUGUAUCUUAGCCCAUUUUUUUGGUAUUGUCUCAAACUAUGUAAAAGAGUAUUUAUUUUUGCAAAUCAUGGUCCUGUAACAUAACUAAGAUACUUGAUUAUUUUUGUUGUAAACUAAGACCAUGUAAAUGCUUAAGUUGAAGAGGAUGACGAUGAUGGGCUAAUUUAUGAAGGUUGUUGAUGUUGUGGUAUUGGGGAAUGCAUUAUAUUUCUUUUGUAUUGUGUGUUGGGGUAGGUUGGAUAGGUCUUGAAAGGCCAUUGUUUUUUUCAUUUGAACAGGUUGUUAUAGGACCAUUUUUAGCGGAGGUCAUGCCGAAUUUUUUUUAAAAUUUUUUAUUAUUUUCGGUAUUUAGUUUAGGGUCGUUACAAAUUUGGUAUCAGAGCGAAGGUUCGAAAACCAUUAGGACGACGGGUAGAGGCCUACCUAGGGUUGUCUGGGAAGUCAUUGGCAUUUUUAUUUCCUUAUUUACAAAAGUGUUUUGCUAAAAAAAAAAAGAAAAAAAAAAAAAAGAAAAAAGAAAAAGGAAAAAAAAAAAAAGAAGAGGCAUGCUUAACUGUUUAUUUGUUUAAGUGCUUAUGUGCUUAUAUGCUUAUAUUAAUGUGUUCAUUGCAUAGUCUUGCAUGCUACGUGUUAGUAUAGUGUCCUUUUGUGUUGAGUUGUUCACAGUUAGACCUUAGUGUUAUCGUUAUUGAAUCGUUUGUUGCAAAGGGCCUUGAGGGCCACCAUUGCUACUCAGCCGCAGCCGAUACCAUAACCGGUAGUGCAAGUGGAGGAGACGCCAGCACAGAAGCGUCUCAAGAUUAUUAAAGGGUUUUCUCAGUUGAUGCCGGUAAUGUUUGAAGGUGGUGUAGAUCCCAUGGUAGCGGAUGACUAUAUGGAGCAAGUUGAAACUCAAUUGACUUCUAUUGAUGUAACGGAGGAUCACUUGAAAAUCAUCCUAGCCACUUACAAGUUCACAAAGGAUGCCAAGUUUUGGUGGAAAUCGAUCACAAAUCAAUAUAAGAUUGAAGAGAUGAAUUGGGAUAGAUUCAAGGAGCUGUUCUAUGAGAAGUACUUCCCUGCCUCCAAUAAGUGGGAGUUAAAGAAUCAGUUUAUUAGCCUUAUCCAAAGCAAUAUGUCAGUGACAGAAUACGAGAACAAGUUCACGUCUCUUUUCCGCUUUGCUCUAGAGAUGGUGAGUAAUGAAGUUGAUAAGGUUCGGAAGUUUAUCUCCGGACUUGACUACAAAAUGAGGCCGUUGUUAAUAGCACAAGGCAUCAAGGUUUAUUCUGAGGCAGUGGAAAGAGCAUUGAUGCUAGAGGCGGAGGCCAAAGAUAAAGAUGCAAGAAGGGAACAAUGGAGACAAAAGAGGAAUGUAGGACCAUCUGCAGAGGGACCUUCAGGGAAAAGGAACAGGGGUGGUUCAUUUCAGUUUCAGGGGCAACAGUCAGCACGAUCCGCUCCUACCACUCCUAUGCCAGCAGGGUCUGCCAGGAGUGGUGUCAUUUGUUAUCGUUGUAAUCAGCCGGGUCACUACAAGUCAGAGUGUCCACAGACAUUGGUUAAUUCUGGGGCUUGUUUUGGUUGUGGCCAACAGGGCCAUAAGGUUAAGAAUUGUCGUAAUUAGGGAGUAGGCACCGGUAGUGGCAGAGGGUCACAGUAGAGGUCGUCACAGUCGGCUACGGUUCAGUCAGGUUUCAGACCACCACCAUUACAGCCUACCAUGUCCUCUCAGGGUUCACGGCCAGUUAGGAGGGAUACUCCUACUAUGUCAGUUCAGCAGUCAGGUGUUCAGAUUAGUAGUUCACAGGCACAGACAUCGUAGGGACGUGUCUUUGCACUUGCACCGACUGAUGCAUCUCCUAGAUCGUCAGUUCUCCGAGGUAUAUUUCCAGUGUUUGGUUCUUGGGCCCGUGUUUUGUUUGAUUCUGGUGCAUCUCAUUCUUUCAUUUCAUCAUCAUUUACACUUGCAUCGGGGUUAAAGGUUAGUUUCAUGGAUCGGGCGUUGUGUGUUGAUACGCCAGUUGGGGUUUUAGUGUCAAUGAGCCGAGUUAUGCGGGAUUGUUCCAUUGUGAUAGCUGGGCGGACUUUUGUGUUUGAUCUUAUUCUCCUGGAGAUGACUAGCUUUGAUGUCAUUCUCGGAAUGGAUUGGUUAGUUUUAUUUCAUGCUACGAUCGACUGUUACAAAGGAAGGGUUAUAGUUUGCACUCCCGAGGGAGACUGUUUAUUUUUCGUGGGAGAUCGGAGUGAUUUCCACAUUUCAUCGUUUUAUGGAGUUUAUGGACAGAGUCGUGGUGAUUACUUCUUGGCUAGCCUCCUAGCCGAAGAAGAUGAUGUUGUGAAAGAGGAUUAUCCUGCGAUUGUUCGUGAUUUUCUGGAUGUGUUUCCGAAGGA
Molecule: messenger RNA, 5465 nt
Organism: Cornus florida
Lineage: Eukaryota; Viridiplantae; Streptophyta; Magnoliopsida; Cornales; Cornaceae
Exons: 3
Coding region: 3916-4698 (260 amino acids)
Molecular function (GO): zinc ion binding; nucleic acid binding
Source: RefSeq, a predicted model, not a curated record